This is a messenger RNA of Linum trigynum, 1102 nucleotides long. The record is from the annotation of a GenBank genome assembly. NCBI's taxonomy places the organism in Eukaryota, Viridiplantae, Streptophyta, Magnoliopsida, Malpighiales, Linaceae.
CACCUGCCCAAGAAGCUCCUUCAUUUAUCAAUCCCAUUUUGCCCAGAAUAAUUCUCAGCAGGACCCAGUUCAGUUUCAAAUUUCAAUACCUGAAGGAACUGGAAAGGGUAAAUCCCAAUUUCCAAUUUCACAUCCCCCUGCUACCUCUACUCCCAAAGUCCGCAAAUGCAUAUGCUUCACUUAAACCCUAGCUCCCUCUUCUUCCAGUCAAAACCCAGUUCUUCAAUCCCGCUCUCGCUGGCAGUUUCCACUUCAUUCCGCUGCUUUGCUGUCGGAGGAGACGUCCCCGCCAGGCCAGACUCCCCCCGGUGGUUCCCCUUCAUUUCUUCUUCUGCUGCUGAUGCCGGCGGCUUCCGGACUGGGAAAGACUCCGAUGGAGGAGGAGUUGGUUCCGGCUACGGUUCUGCCGGCUUGGACGGCGGCUUGUCCCAGAGGCGAGGGGACGGCGGCGGGAGUGGAAGCAGGUUAAAUGCAAGGGAGAAGAAGUGGUCGAGGAACAGGGAGAGCUACUUGGUGGAUGAUGAUGAUGUGCUCCCACUUCCCAUGACUUAUCCUAAUACUAAACCCGUCACUCCCAAAGAGAUUGACAAGCGAUUGAGAUGUGACCCUGAAGUUGAGGAUUGUAGGGAAGUGGUUUAUGAAUGGACUGGAAAGUGCAGGAGUUGCCAAGGGACAGGGGAUGUCAGUUAUUUUAACAAAAGAGGGAAAGAGAUUAUCUGCAAAUGUGUGCCUUGCCAAGGGAUCGGAUAUGUCCAGAAGAUUACUGCUCGGAAGGACAUUGAAGUAAUGGAGGAUUUGGACAAUGGAAAGCCACCAUGAGAUCGACCACCGAGUCUUUUUUAGGUUCGGACAUCAGAGUAUACCUUCCAUGAAUUCUGGUUUUAGUACAGAAUCAUAGAGACUGACAAGCAUAUAUUGACAUGGAGAAUAUAGGGCAAAAGGUAAUGGGCAUGGGCAAUGGACUUCAAAUUUGUUAACCUUUUGAAGAAAGGAAUCUAUUCUUUCCGUUGAGCUUCUUCAACCAUGGCUUUCUUUUUCAUGUGUACAUCUCUGGAAGAGGUUUCUCACAAGUUGAUCUCAGGAAUAAGAAAAAGCCGUCUUU